GUACGUCACGUUUGAACGAAUAACAAAAACGUCAUUACGUCCUUCCCUGUCUGAAAAUCCGUUAAUUCAUGAUUACCGUAACACUAUGAUUCUGUUUUGGUUCACAUUUAGACGAAAUUGUCGACUCCCCACCUCCCCUAAAAUCAUCGUGCUAACUGCUAAGUUUUCUCUAAUAAAACAUCAUAGCAUUAUAUGAUUAACCUGCCAAUCAAAAGUUGUUAUAGCUCAUUGAAUGACUCGGCCUUUAAUCUUUAGAGACACCAAACGCGCUAAGUACCGAUGAACGAUGAUCUUUUAUCUUUAUAUGGAUUAUAGUUCAUCGUUAGACUUUGUAGAGUACUUGUUUUCCGUUGAAUUAAUAGGAUAAAGUCAUUCCAUUAAUGUGCUCGAAAAGUUUUUGCCAAAAAGAACAUAACCGAAGCCAACUACAAUUGUAAUUACAUAGCUGAAGGCCUGAAGCCAACUAUAAUUGUAAUUUGAUUUCCAUCUAAGGUGCUUAUCUAAGUUACUUGUUUAGUAUGUACAUAGGUCUAUCAUUCGAGUUGUCAUUAUGAUGACAUUUUUCGUCUUUUUAAAUUUUUUUUUGUCCAAUUAUGUAAUGGUAUGACAUGAUUUGGUUUUCUCAUUUAUGUUAUAUAAUAUAGGUGUGACAUUUUGAUCCCUGAAAAAAAAUGUACAACGCAACGCAAUCAAGAGUAAAAAUAACCUUAAAGAAGUGAAUUAUGAUAAUGUGAAAAUAAAAACAUGUGAAACAAGACGUAGCCCAAAUGGCGGAGAGUUUGGUUUGAGCCGCGACCUCAAGGUCGUGUCUUCAAUCCCUAGCUCCGUCGGUAACGCAUACUGAAAGGGCAAAACCAAUCUCGAGGUCGCGUGCUUGAUCUCUAGCUUCGUUGAUAAGGCAUGCUUAAUAAGCAAAUCCCACCUUGUAGACUUGUAGUAGCACCCCCAUCCCCCACAAGUAGAUGGAUAAAAAAAAAAACUUUGUAAAUUGGCCCACUCGUCCAACCCGACUUAACCUAUAUGUAUUUAUCGCUAAUAUUAAAGUUUAAUCACAUUCGGAUACUGAUAUGGAGCAUAUAGGAAGAAUAGCUGAAAUCCCACAAAGCUCCAAACCCAAAACUGGCUUCACAAAUCACAAUAGCACAAAUUUUAAUUACGAAUGGAAACAAAGGCGUUGAAAUACUAUUUAUAGGCCUGGUCAAAGAUUUGAUUUGUUUAUUGAGUUGUUGGCUGUUGUGUUAUAUACCGGCUCUGACCACGACAAGCUAAAUGCUAACCACGACAAAUCCCCCGGCAAACAAACAGUAACUGUAGUUCAGCGCCACGUAUGAUCUCUAAGUCUAUCCGUAAAAGAUAGAAUAAAAUGUACAUAUCCUUACAAAUACACUCUUAUAUAUAUAUUAUCAAAGAUGUAACAAAAGUAUUUUUUAGUCUAAAAUUCCGUUGAUUAACGGUUAAAAUAGCAGGAAAUUAUCAUAUUGGCCUAACACGUAAUUAGAUAACGAUAAGUGCAUUCCAUAGUCGGGAAUGAGGCUAACACGUUCUAAUUGACUUCUAACCCAUUUAUUAAGAUCAGAACUCUAGGCAUCAUGAAGAGGUCAUGAUAUGGAAGUUAGCUUCUGCUGGGAUCCAGUACCACAAUCCACAUAUAGCCUUCGAUUUUUAACACAGAACUAGUAGCAUGUUAGGAGAAAAAUUAAUGCAUUAUUAAUAGAUUCAUCUUUGACUUCUUUGGACAACGAGUAAUAACAUGUUUCACAACACUCAGGAACAAUAUUUGAAUGAGGGUAUUUGAUGACAUUUUGGGGAACCAACUAGAUUAAGCUACUCUACUUUCUAUAGAAGUUCAGUGAAAGUUUCAAAAACUAAAAACUACGGCUACAACUACAGAAAAAAAAAGAUAAAGUUAACAUAAAGUGUCAAAGUGUUGUUUUUCGAAACCCUUUAACAAAAUUUUCAAACAAGUCUCUGCCUCUCUGUACCGAUCACUGCGUUCAUCAUCAUCAUCAAACAUUCAUCACUUGCAAAUAGUAAAGGCCACAUUCAAAGACUAUAAAUUCGUCUCUACUGUUAAUUGCUUUGCUGGACCAAAAUUGCAGAGAUUUCCCAACCACUCACAUGUCAUGGCUCUCUCUUAUUGACUCAGCCCAUAGAUCUUCAACCAUCCAACUAUCUCCAAGAUACACAUAUCUCAUCAUGUUUACCUCAUCAUUUUUUUCUUUGUUGUGAAAGCACGGAGAGAUCCAUGAUUAAUAAGUAAAAAAUCGACAUUAAUUGAUAAGACGUGUUUUAUGGUGAAAUGGAAGAGUUCUUGUAAGAACUUCAAAAUUAAAUAUGCUAACUUUGAAGCACUGCAAAGAUGGAUCACCUUAUGGAAAAUCAUAUUGAUAUGCACUUUAAGAUAAAAAUCACGAGGGUUUAAACCCGAAACAUGCAAUAUCUUGUCGAAAAGGGGUUCGGAAUGUUACAUCCCGUUUAGUAUCAUUUUGUUGUUGUUGUGGUUGCAGUGGUGUUGUGUAAACAGAUGUACAACCACAACAGGAAAAAAACAGAAAACACAAACCUGUUUAGUUGAUAAAUCUGAAAAAUCAUGAAAGCUGAAAACAAGAAACAAAAACGCGUUUAGUUACUAUUAUAAGAGGUCGCGGCGGCGCGAGGCUGUUGAGUAGGGGAGGCCCGGCGGCUGCUGUUGAGCAGGGGAGGGGAGGUCGAGGCGGCGGCUUUUGAGCAGGGGAGGGGAGGUGGGGCGGAGGGUCGGGAGGGUGGAGGUGGCCGGUCGGGAGGCGCGGAGGGUCGGGAGGGCGGAGGUGGCCGGCGUGGAGUGGGGAGAAGGCGCCGGCGUGUAUGGCUGGAGGGGAGAGCGGCGCCUUUGUUUGAGACAAAAUGGAGAGGUUGGGGGCGGCUGAAGUAAGUAGGGUUGGAGGUGGUGUUAAAUUCUUUUUUUUUUUUUUGCUUCUGUGGGGAUUCGAAAACUGAUAUGUUUUAAUGAAAUCAAGCGCCCAACCAGUAGGAAUCCCGUGUGCAACAUGUUUAAGAAUCAGAUCCAAAGCUAUAAAUUGUUGUUUCUCAUAUUUGGGCCUUGUUGUGCAACUCUGAUUCACAACAAAAAAUAAAAACCCAACUAAACACGAUUUUUUUUCUUUGUUUUCCAAAUAUCUUAAAAUACAACAGAAAACAAAAACAAGCAACAAUACUAAACGGGCCUUUAGAGUAUCUCAAUGUUUUCAAAACGGUAUUCAUUAAGAAACAGAAACUAAUGGAAGAACGGUUCAACUUUGAAUCUGUCUCUGUCCUUAAAUUAUAAGGUCAAAUAGGUGGAUGGCCACAAAUGCAAAAAGAUGCACUGCCCACGAUUAAGCCACUACCACUAAUCAAGAUCCAAAUCCCCAUGAGCCAUGACUCUCUCAAUUCUUUAUUAGGAGCAGCAGUUGGAUUAGAUUUGCCACACAUACAGAGUCACAGAGAUAAUUAUUCUUGCUAAUUAAGUUUAAAGCUUAAUGAUCACCAUCUUUGUCAUCCAGCGCAUUGGAUUGGAAUUUCCCAUUUUGUAUCUUAUAAAAUUAACAGGUUAAAUGGGGUCAUUUUGCCAAGUAUCAGAGUUAUUCAAUGUCUCCAAUACAUAAGAGAAACAAAAUGAUAGUAACAUGUUACAAUGUUAGACAAUUGGUUUAUGAUUGAUCAUAGGAGAAAGAAGCAAAAAAUCAAUUGAUCAUUAGACAAGUUAUAUAUUGAUUAUAAAUGAUUUUGGUAGAUUUUCUUCCUCUCAAGUGGAUAUUAUCGUAUAAAUGUGAAGAACAAAUUAAGUAAGAAAGAUGUGAAAUCUGGAUGGAUUCAGUCAAGAUAAUUGUUACAUAAUUUGAACUUGAGAUUGAAUGACCCAAUUACGCUCGAGAAGUUUGUGGUGUCGAGAUGCGACUUUAAAUGAAACCGUACCAAGAGAAGAUUUCAUGCAUGGAGGGGAUCCAAUCACAAAGUUCCCAAUAGACCAAUACUAUAUUGCUUGCAUACAAACAAAUGCUUGGUUUAGUGGUACUACCAUUGGUUUUCAACCUAUAGAUUCAAGGUUCGAAUUCUUUAUGUAACACCGACGUCGAAAAAACAAACCUAUGUGUCACCCUUAUAAAAGAGUACUACAUUGCUUGCAGGGACCUUGAGAGUUUGGGAACCCAAUUACAUUGGAGGCUAUGGGUUCUAGAACUGAUUGAGACAAUUGGAUAGAACUAGAGAGCACCAUCUAUACAACAACACAUCUGCAAAUUUGUUACCAAAGAUAUGGAGCAACCUCCACCAUUUAUAUCACUUGAAUCAAUAGUCAAUGAUUUUGGUACUCUCUAUGUAGAAAAUCUUGCCUCCCAUUUGAUUUCUUUGCAACAAUAAGCUUAGGGUAGGUGAAAAUCAUACUAGUUCCUACUUGUAACACAUUUUAGUUAAUAAUAAUAAAUCAAUUAAUAUAAUGAUCAAAUUUCCAGCCUAGCAUAUUACCAAAGGAAACAGCUCUCUCUCUGUCAAUCUGUAUCAGUAACUUUCCUUCCUUUCCCUUCCAAUAUACCGUUGAGAGACAUUUAUCAAUAAAUGUUGAACCAAAGAUCUCUUCUUUUAACUUUCUUCCCAUCUUCCCAUUAUUGAAAAUUGUAGAAACUAAUCAGGGAAUAAAUAUUAAUAAAAAGAGGGUAUCUUGCAAAAAAGUAAAAAAAAAACCCCCAGCAAACUGAAGAAGCAAAAAUAUGGAGCUGCAAAGGAAAUGGAAAAGAUCAAGGAAAGGAAGAAUAUAUAGAGAGAAAGAAAGGAGUGUUCUUUUGAUCUUUUCCCUUUCUGAAUCGUGUAAAGAGUAGAGUAGGGGAAGUGUCAGAGAGAGAGAGAGAGAGCUUAGCUGGCGAGAGAGCGGGAUAGCCGGAAAGUCAAACUUCCUCCUUCCACCACCGUCAUCGCCGCCGAAUUCCGGCGGCCGCCUGCUUACCAAACCUACCCGACCCGCCGUAAACCCAUUUCAUUCCUUCCUUCUUCCACUGUCAUUUUGCCUUUCCAUUUUUAACUUCGAAAGCCCCCAUUUUUAUUAACCUCAUUCGUUUUGAUUAUUUUGAUUUCUUUUUGGGCCUUCUCCCGUUUCCCUCUUUGUCAACUGAAGAGAUUGUGGUGUGCCAGAAGGGAAGAGAGAGACGGAGGAAACAGAGCAGGUACAGAGAAAAAUAGUAUUUGGUAGCCAACAAUUUGUUUUCUGGGGGAAGGAGAAGAGAAGAAGUGGGCAACGACGCAAAUUGGAAGCAACUAAUUUUGUUUGCGAGUGCUUCCUGAGGUACAAGGAGAAAAAGAGAAGAGUUGAAGCUUUUAUUUAUUGUUUUUGUUUGGUUUAGCUUCGUGAUUGCGGUGAAAGGAAAUUCAGUCCCACAUUUCGUUUUUGGUCUCUGCUUCUCUUCCAAAUUCUCUGUGGGUUUUUUGAUGAAUGGGUACGUAGAAUUUGAUAUGGGGAAAAGGGUAUUCGAGUUGCUCCUGCACUGUCCAUAACAAACAAAAAGGAGAGGAGCCAUGGUGGAUCCCGCCAGUGUGAAAGCAUUCACCCUUAUUGUACUGAAUCUGGUGGUGUUGUUUCAGCCGACAUUUCAGCAGCAGCAGCAGCAGCAGAGGCUUAGUUCAAGGAUUGAGCGAGCUGCCCUGUUCCAACUCAGGUCUAGUUUGGGUAUAAGGAGUAAAGAAUGGCCUAGAAAGGUUGACCCUUGCUUGGCUUGGGUAGGCAUCAAAUGUGAUAAUGGUACUGUUUCUGAGAUCGACAUUUCUGGGUUCAGGAGGACUAGGGUGGGUUCACUGAACCCUCAGUUUGCUGUCGAUGCACUUGCCAAUUUCACUAGCUUGACUUCCUUCAAUGCCUCUCGAUUCUCGCUUCCUGGCUCAAUCCCUGAUUGGUUUGGUCAAACACUGUUCAAUCUCCAGGUUCUUGAUCUCACCUCUUGCUCUAUAAUCAAUGCUGUUCCUGCUAGUUUAGGAGGUCUGACUAGCUUGAUUCGACUCCAUUUGGCUGGUAACAGUUUGACGGGUACCAUCCCUUCCACUUUGGGUCAGUUGCUGCAGCUUUCGGUUCUUGAUCUCUCACGAAAUUUGUUUACUGGUACAAUACCUCCUUCGUUUGGUUCCUUGGCGAAUUUGACAAGUCUCGAUAUGUCUUCGAACUUCUUGGCUGGAUCGAUUCCUCCUGACCUUGGGACAUUGUCCAAGCUCACGAGCUUGAAUCUUUCCAAUAAUAGUUUGUCAUCUUCAAUACCUACUGAGCUUGGGGGCCUUGUUAGUUUGGAAGACCUUGAUCUCACCCGCAAUUCAUUGACCGGAGGACUGCCUGUUGAGUUAAGUGGGCUGAUUAAUUUGCAAAGCCUGCUGCUUGGCAACAACUUCUUAGGUGGCCCUUUGCCAGCCAGUCUGUUCGCUAAUCAAACUAGGUUGCAGAAUGUGGUUCUCAGCCAAAAUGAUUUCACUGGUCCUAUUCCUAGGGAGCUAUGGUUAAUGCCUGCAUUGCGCUUGCUUGAUAUCUCUGGUAACAAUUUCACAGGUAUGCUGCAAGAUAUUGGCUUGACUUCUGGAAACACUAGUGUAGCAGUAGUAAAUAUAUCAUCAAAUCAGUUCUAUGGAAGUCUUGGACCGGUGUGGAGAAGAUUCAGUUCUGUUGAUCUGUCUGGUAACUAUUUUGAAGGCGUGGUUCCAGAUUAUGUGCUUAACAAGGCAUCUCUCAAUAGAAAUUGUCUCCAGAAUGUCACGAAUCAGAAGAACUUGUCUGAUUGUUCGUCAUUUUACUCUGAUCGUGGGCUGACUUUUGAUAAUUUUGGGCUCCCAAAUUCUACACAACCUAGAACUUCAGGGAAGAAGAGCAAGAAAAACAUUAUUAUAUUGGCAAGUGUACUCGGAGGACUAGGACUUCUGCUUUUAGCAUUUUUCUUUGCUCUGUUGCUUUUCUGCUGUCGUAAGAGAAACGGUUCAAAUCAAAGAGGGGUUGCUGUUGAGCCCGCUCCAGCCUCAGGGACUGCUCCACCUCCGCCUCCAGAGGCAUCGAUUAACUUAUCGAGUUUGGGGGAUACAUUCACGUAUCAAGAGCUGCUUCAAGCUACUGGUGAGUUUAAUGAUGCAAAUCUCAUCAAGCAUGGCCACUCUGGAGAUAUAUACCAAGUUGUCUUGGGAAGUGGAAUCCCUGUGGUGGUUAAAAGGAUUGAUUUGAGCGCUGUUAAGAAGGAGGCAUAUCUGAUCGAACUUGAUUUUUUCAGUAAAGUUUCACAUCCUAAAGUGGUGCCACUUUUGGGACAUUGCUUGGAGAAUGAAAAUGAGAAGCUUUUGGUGUACAAGUACAUGCCAAAUGGGGAUUUGGCGAGUUCAUUGUUCAGGAAAACUAGUUCAGAAGAUGAUACAUUGCAGUCACUGGAUUGGAUUACGAGAUUGAAAAUUGCUAUUGGUGCUGCUGAAGCUCUUUCUUGCCUGCACCAUGAAUGUACGCCGCCCAUUGUGCACAGAGAUGUUCAAGCAAGCAGCAUACUUCUUGAUGACAAAUUUGAAGUAAGAUUAGGGAGCUUGAGUGAGGUCUGUGCUCAAGAAGGGGAUGUUCAUCAAAGCAGGAUCACCAGGCUGCUGCGGUUACCGUCUUCCGAUCAAGGAACUUCUGGUCAACCGACAGCCACGUGUGCCUAUGAUGUCUACUGCUUUGGGAAAGUCCUUCUCGAGCUAGUGACAGGAAAUAUCGGCAUUAGUGCUGCAAGUGAUGCCCAACUGAAGGAGUGGCUAGAACAGAUCAUCCCCAACAUAAGCAUGUACGAGAAGGAACUCGUUGUUAAAAUCGUGGACCCAUCUCUAAUCAUCGACGAAGAUCUCCUGGAGGAAGUUUGGGCCAUGGCUAUAGUAGCAAGGUCAUGCCUGAACCCCAAACCUUCGAGACGGCCCCUAAUGAGAUACAUUCUCAAGGCAUUGGAAAACCCUCUGAAUGUAGUGAGAGAAGAGACUACAGAGUCUGCAAGGCUAAGAACAUCCUCGAGAGGGUCAUGGAAUGCUGCUGUAUUCGGUAGCUGGCGUCAGGCAUCUGAUGUAACGGUGGUACCUCCAACAGCUUCCACCAGUCGGCGGCCAGAGGGAGGAGGAGGCAGUUUUAAAAGGUCAACAACGUCGAAGUCAAACUCGCAGUCGCAGGGGAGUGGUGGUGGGCAGAAUGGUGGGGGUGGUGAUCAUUCUUCUUCACACAGACGGCAUUCCAGGGAUAUUUUCCCCGAACCAGCUGAAGGCCAACAAGAUAUAGAGAGGCAAGAACACGAGUAGGGACGCACGAGAGAGUGAGAGAAAUGUAGAUGUGGGUAAUGGAGAUUCUUUGUUAAUAAGAUGGCAGCAGCAGCAGCAGCAGGCUUUCCUAUUUCAGAGUGCCUGCUUGCUUGCUGGGUUUCCCUGGUGUGGAUGAGUCAUAUUUUGUGGGGUUUUUUUGGUUGCCUUGGUGGUGAAGGAAUUAAAUUUCAGAAGCUGGUUUUUGUUUCAUGGCAGUGAUUUGAGGGUUUGAUGGGAGAUCACUGGUGCAGCAGGUCAACAUUAUUUGUUUGGCAGUUUAACGGUUAUUGAACAGAGCUGCCAUUUUUUUUUCCUUUUGAGUUCUGUAAGUGGGGUUUCUUUGUUCUUUUGUUGUUUCUUCUUUUAGUGGGGCAGUCUUUGGUGCUCUGCAAUCAUUGUAAAGGUGUAAACUUUGUUAAGAAUCUGAUGAUACUGAAAUUGGGUGGGGGAUUCUCAGGGGUUCUUCUUAAGUUAUCUCUUGGAGGGGGAAAAGAUAUCGUGGAAAAUAACAGACAAAAAAACAGAUUUGUACACUUGUUAGUUUCCUGUUCCUGUUGUUUUUAUCAUGUUCUUGAGUUUAGUAAUUGUGCAUUUGUGCUACUCCUUCCUUAGAAAGAAGAAAGACUAGCUGAGAAUUGAUGGGAUUUGAAUACAUUUCGAUAUCCUUGUUCGUAUUUGUCAUCUCUCAACGAAUAAUUGAAGGAGAAGAAGAACAUACAAGUUCGAAACUCGUAAGAUUCAAAUUGGCUAUUUUAAAAGACAGAAUGAAAGUUUGUGAAAUUUGAACAGACUACUUAACUGUCACAAUCUUGUUACUGAUAUAGCUAGAUUGAUUAGG
This is a messenger RNA of Linum trigynum, 9115 nucleotides long. Lineage: Eukaryota; Viridiplantae; Streptophyta; Magnoliopsida; Malpighiales; Linaceae. The record is from the annotation of a GenBank genome assembly.